Exophiala bonariae is the source of this 1617-nucleotide messenger RNA. RefSeq lists its product as uncharacterized. The record is from RefSeq and is a predicted model, not a curated record. The transcript has 5 exons. Gene Ontology annotation, biological process: DNA-templated transcription; positive regulation of transcription from RNA polymerase II promoter by galactose. The coding region runs from base 1 to 1617 and encodes 538 amino acids. Gene Ontology annotation, cellular component: nucleus. Lineage: Eukaryota; Fungi; Ascomycota; Eurotiomycetes; Chaetothyriales; Herpotrichiellaceae. Gene Ontology annotation, molecular function: zinc ion binding; DNA-binding transcription factor activity, RNA polymerase II-specific; RNA polymerase II cis-regulatory region sequence-specific DNA binding.
AUGCCGCAAAGAACUGAAGGUGCAGAGGUAUAUCCACUUCGACAUGCUGCAGAUGAUUACCUUCAUUGUUUCUGGGAAUUCAUCCACCCGGUAUUUCCCAUUCUUCACAGACCAAGCUUUAUGCGCAGAUUUGAAGCAUUAUGGUCAGAGUCUCAAGGUCCGAAUGCUGGGUCAAAGCAGGACGAGUUUGAUCACAUCGUCUUCGUCUCGUCUUUGAAUUUGGUAUUCGCAUUAGGUUGCCAAUUCAGUGACCUCGUGCGAGAACCAAACCGAGCUCAUGUCGCCGAGGAGUUCUACCAAAGAGCCAGGAAACUUUUCAUUUAUGAUAUCCUGGACUCAGCAUCGAUCACUCUUGUUCAAAUGCUACUUCUGACAUCAGUUUACCUCCAAUCCACAAGUCAUGCCAAUCGAUGUUGGAAUGUUGUGGGACUCGCUGUCCGUGCAGCACAGAGUAUAGGAAUGGAUUCUGAACCCCCAUCUCGGACGCCACGGGAUCCACUGACGCGAGAGCUGCGGAGGCGCUUAUGGCAUACCUGCGUUACUAUGGACAGGCUGGUAGCAAUGACGUUUGGUCGAGCAACUAUAACCUCAGGCACAGAAAGCGUUCCGAAACCUCUAGUAAUUGAUGAUGAAUAUCUAACUGAGCAGCAUGAGGGCGUUCAGCCUUCUGAAGAAGUCCCCCGUCUCGGUUUAUUUGUAUGGUCUCUGAAACUGUACGACAUUUUGCACGAGAUCCUGGCAACACUGUACAAUAAGCGUUCCGAAAGACCAGGACCCAGAGGUCGAGAUGGAGAGAACUGGAACCUGUUGUCUGAUAUUCUCACACUCAAUCAGCGACUUGAUGAAUUUCAGGCGCAAUUACCUGAAUAUCUUCGACCUCAGACCCAGUCAAUGUCUCCUCCAAAUCUGCGCAAGGCAGACCACAAAAACCUCCAACGACAUGUUUUACAUUGCCGUUUUCUCUACACUCGUGUAAUUCUUUUGCGACCGCUCCUUCUAUUGGGAAACGAUUUGGACUCGUUAUCUACGCCUUCCGCUACAACUCCUCACCUGAAAAACAUUAUGUUCACAUCAGCAUGCUCCUUGUGUGUCCAGACUGGUCAUCUACUGCUCGAAAAGUUGCGUGAGAACUUGGAGGGUCCUUAUAGAGUCUCUGCGUGGCACAGUGUUUACCUGGCCGUCGGUGCAGCUAUCGUACUACUCAGUGCUCAGAAGUGUGCCAGUUUUAGGACUGAAUCAGAGCAAGCAGCUCUUGGUAGAUCAUGGCAACGAUGUCUUGCUGUCUUGGGCCAUUACAAACAACGGAUAAAUGCUGCUCAUCAUGCUAUCCGUGUCUUGGAAUCUCUUAGGCACGAGAUGAUGUCAAGGUAUUCUAAAGGCAAUGAUACUGGGAGAAAAGGUGUCAUGGAGCCUAGGAUCGUGGGCAAUGAACAGCUACAAGACAACGGCGGCAAUGCCUCCAGCACUGAGAGAAACGCCUGGGGCGACUUUCCAGAGUAUUACGCAAUGGACACUCCUUGGAACGGCUUCGAUUUCCCUGAGGAAGGAACGGCCUGGUUAAGUCAGCAUCUGGUGGAUCUGGACUGGAUGGACCUGCCUUGGGUUCCACCAACCUGA